Molecule: messenger RNA, 1409 nt
Organism: Phlebotomus argentipes
Lineage: Eukaryota; Metazoa; Arthropoda; Insecta; Diptera; Psychodidae
Gene: Ost48
Product: dolichyl-diphosphooligosaccharide--protein glycosyltransferase 48 kDa subunit
Exons: 2
Coding region: 27-1358 (443 amino acids)
Cellular component (GO): endoplasmic reticulum membrane; oligosaccharyltransferase complex
Source: RefSeq, a predicted model, not a curated record
CUGCCAGAGAAUCUUACAGUGUGAAAAUGAUGAAAGUGCCGGCUCUUGUUUUUCUCCUUUUUCUGGGCGCAGCAGCGGCCACCCAGUCAGGAAAUGAUGUCCUCGUGCUGCUGGACAAUCUAGCUGUGAAGGAGACACACUCGAUAUUCUUCAAAAACCUCAUUGAUCGUGGCUACAAACUCACGUACAAACUCGCGGACGACGCCAAUCUCGUGAUCGCCAAGUAUGGCGAGUAUCUGUACAAGCACAUCAUCAUCUUCGCACCGUCUGUGGAGGAAUUCGGUGGGGAUUUGAGCGUGGCCAAGAUCUCGGACUUCAUCGACGACGGCGGAAAUGUGUUGAUUGCCGGCGGAACGGAUUCCGGAGAUGCUCUUCGGGAGCUCGCUUCCGAAUGCGGCUUUGAGUUGGACGAAGAAGGUGCCGCUGUGAUUGACCAUCUGAAUUAUGACGCUGCAGAUGCUGGAGAUCACACACUAAUCGUGGCCUCGCCGGCGAAUCUCAUCGACGCUCCUGUGAUUGUGGGGCCCAAAACCGGUCCGCCGCUCCUGUACAAGGGCACUGGACUGAUUGCCGACCGCGAAAAUCCGCUGAUUCUGCAGGUCUUGACGGCCGACAGCACGGCAUACAGCUACAUUCCAAGCAGUGCCAUCAAAGAGUAUCCGCACGCCAUUGGCAAAGGCACUCUUCUCAUCGCCGCGCUCCAGGCGCGCAAUAACGCGCGCGUCGUCUUCUCCGGCUCGCUGUACUUCUUCUCCGACGAGGCCUUCACGGCAUCCGUGCAGAAGGCCAGCGGUGGCAAGCAGAGCCCCAAGUCAGGGAAUCAGGACGUUGCCCUGACCAUCAGUAAGUGGGUGUUCGGCGAGACCGGGCGCCUUCGCGUGUCCACAGUGUCACACGCCAAGGACGGCGAGACCAAUCCGCCAGCGUCCUACACCAUCCUCGACCCCGUCGUCUACACGAUCCGCAUCGAGAAGAUCAACAGUGGCGCCUGGGAGCCAUUUGUGGCCAACGACGUGCAACUGGAGUUUGUGCGCAUCGAUCCCUUCGUCCGCACGACACUGAAGCAGGUGAAGCCCGGCGAGUAUCAGGCCAAGUUCAAGAUCCCCGACGUCUAUGGCGUGUACCAGUUCAAGGUGGACUACAACCGCGUGGGCUACACGCAUCUGUACAGCACCACGCAAGUCUCUGUGCGUCCGCUGCAGCACACGGAGUAUGAGAGAUUCAUUCCCAGCGCCUAUCCUUACUACGUCAGCACCUUCUCCAUGAUGGUCGGCGUGUGGCUCUUCGCGCUCGUCUUCCUGCAUUACAAGGAAGACGCGCCGGCCAGCAAGAAGCCAGACGAUAAGAAGACCAACUGAAUGAUGUCACUAAAGCAGGAAGAGCUGAAGAAUAAAUAAUUCAGAAGAGAG